UAUGAAUCCCAUAGCUAUGGCCAGGGCACGAGGUCCUGCCCCAAAUUCAGGACCAACAAUACAAGACUACUUGAACAGGCCAAGACCAACAUGGGAAGAAGUGAAAGAGCAACUAGAAAAGAAAAAGAAAGGAUCCAGGGCUUUGGCUGAGUUUGAAGAAAAGAUGAAUGAGAAUUGGAGGAAAGAACUGGAAAAACACAGGGAGAAAUUACUGGGUGGAAAUGAGAGUUCCUCCAAAAAAAAAGAGAAAAAGAAAAAGGAAAAGAAGAAGUCUAAUAGGUUGUCUUCAUCUUCCUCUUCUUCAUCAAGCUCUGAUUCUUCCAGCAGUUCAUCUGAUUCAGAAGAUGAGGAUAAAAAGCAAGGGAAGAAAAGAAGGAAGAAGAAGUAUCGCUCCUCCCGGAAAUCUUCAGCAAGCACAACUUCAGAAUCUGAGUCAGACAGCAAGGAUAGCACAAAAAAGAAGAGGUCAAAGGAAGACUGUGAAAAAGAAAAGGAAGGUAAAAAUCACCACAGGAAAAGGAAGAAGGCAGAUCGUGGUGAUGGACCGUUAUCGUCAGAAUCUGUAUCUGAAUCAGAUCAGACAGAGGAGGUGCAAGCAAAAAAGAAGAAAAGCAAUGAGGAAAAAGAGAAAACAGAUAAAACAAAAAAGAGAAAGAAGCACAAGAAACAUGGUAAAAAGAAGAAAAAGAAGACUGCUGGUUCAAAUUCAGAUUCAGAAUAAUUUAAAACAACCUGAGACUAUCAACAGAAGUGCAAUGACUAAAGGAAACUUAAACUGUGAAAUGACAGCAAACUUUACCAAACUGCAUGAGUUUUCCUGUGUUUUAGAAAUACUCCUAAUCUUUCAGUAGCCAGCCAGAUGCAGCUGUGCUGGGAAAGACCAUUGUUAUUGCCUGCUGCUUAAUACAUGAGGUACAACUUUUAUAAAAUUCCAGUAAGCAGUGUUAGAUGUUUGAGACAAUAUCAGAUGGUAGGCCAGCUGAGGUGUAAAAUAUUGAAAAAUAAGAGUUAAACUUCUUAGAUAGUAAAAAUAGUAUUUUAAAGCAUUAGUAAUAGUCUUUAUUUGUAAAUCAGGACAAAUUAAAUCCCAAGUUCAUCCUGCAGGUUAAUAUUAUGCAUAAACUACUACAAGCUGGUGUCUGCUAAUGGAAAAUUAAUGAUAACAUUUAAAAGGCUGCCUUUGUAGAAAUGUGUAUUAUCUGCCCCAUUACUGUCUCCAUGCUUAUGAGAAAGGGAAUGCUACCAUUUUGGCUACCUGAAUAGGGUGCCUUUGCCUUUGAUUCUUGCAAAUCUCUGCUAGUUUUAAUCCAUGCAUCUCUGCAUUCCUGGGAAGCUAGAGCUAUUGCCAGCAGACUUUUCUGAAUGAGCAGUUUUGAGCUUCCAAGCAUGUGCUUCUGCAUUAAGCAAGAGCAAUGACAUUUUGCAGUAUAACUGACAGUCAAAACCUGAAAUUUUACCUCUGCUUUUUUGAAAUAGCGAUAGACCUUUGCUAGUAAAUAUGCGUAUUUCAUUUAAUGUAAUUUUGGUUUAAUUGAAAACUUUUUGCAAACACUGGUAGCUUUCUUUGAAUUAUCUUUAUAAUUGUUUUGCAUGAUUUGUACCAUUUUUAAAUUAACAAAUGCAGGUAAUCAUUUGUUGUAACCAGUUCUAUGAAUUACAUUUCACAUGCAGAUUUUCAUGUAUGUAUUUAGUUAUAGUCAAGUUCAUUGCUGUGUUUAAGUGCACACUUGCUGAAGUUAUUUAGCAUGUAAAAAGCAGGGUUUUGAUACCUUAACAGCUUCAUAUUGAAGCUGAUUUUACUCUGAGCAAGUUCAGUGGCAGAUCUAUGUGAUGUGUCUUGUUAGAUAAAAAAACUGCUGCCAGAAUCUCAUAAAAGAUACUGUUUAAACAGUUUGUAUUUAUAUUUUUGUACUUGAGGGCUACAGAAUGUUGACCUAAGUCAUAAAGCUGUUUUACUUUAGUUUAGUUGCUUUAGAUAACUGAAAAAAAGCUUUUUUAAAAUUAAACGUGCCCACAAGAAAACACGAGCAAUCAUUUGAUUUUACAUUAAAUUUGAGUUUACAUUAAAUUCUCACUUCAUCUUCAAUUGAAAUUCUGAUUGCUGGGCCUUCUGUUAGCGUUUAACAAAUGCCCAUCCAUCCCAGGUAGUCAAAUACAGAUUGUAUUUUUGAUCUACCCCUUUUUUCCAUUGCACAGGUGCUAACUUAGAACUUACCUCUAUUGCAUACAGAUGUUUCAAGUGUUGUGUUCCAGAUAAUUUCAGGACUUUUAAGACAUUGGUUAUUAGUCUGCAAACCAUAACUAAAAUCUGUGGGAGAAAGAUAAUUUCAUAUUGUCAUUGUACAGAGAAGUUGUCUUCAAGUUCUUGGGAAAAUACAACAAUUGAGUUGCAGCAAUGUGCAUCUAAACAAUAGUAAUAUUUUCAUCAACUAUUUUAUACUCUUGGACUUGAUGUUACCAAUUCUAGACACUCUUGUCAGUGAGGUUAAAAUAAAGGUGACAUGCAGUGAACAGAGGGGUUUGAUUUGGGGUUUGUGUUUAGUUUUGUUGGGGUUGUUUUCUUUUUAAGUUGCGGUGUUGCAGUUUUGGUAAAAGAACGUGUAAUGAACCAUAGUAUAAAAUGCUCUGUCCUGUGUGAUACCUUAUCUGACUUUUACACAACCACCUGCCACAGAAAGAAAUAAAAAUGGAAAUGAGACCCAGUCUUCCAAAUA
Ficedula albicollis (Collared flycatcher) is the source of this 2714-nucleotide messenger RNA. It is a transcript of the gene FAM133B, whose product is annotated as family with sequence similarity 133 member B. NCBI's taxonomy places the organism in Eukaryota, Metazoa, Chordata, Aves, Passeriformes, Muscicapidae. The record is from RefSeq and is a predicted model, not a curated record. The transcript has 10 exons. The coding region runs from base 2 to 721 and encodes 239 amino acids.